AUGGGGAGCGGCAACGACAGCUCCCUCCAGGCGUUCAUCCUGGUGGGCUUCUCUGACCGGCCUCGACUGGAGAGGGUCCUGUUUGCCUCUGUCUUGGUCUUCUAUGUCCUGGCACUGGUGGGCAACACUGCUAUUGUCCUCUUGUCCCUCGCGGAUGCCAGGCUCCACACGCCCAUGUACUUCCUCCUUGGGAACCUGUCCUUCCUGGACCUCUGCUUCACCACCAGCAUUGUGCCCCAGCUGCUGUGGAACCUCUGGGGCCCAGACAAGACCAUCAGCUACCACGGCUGCGUGGCCCAGCUCUACAUCUACAUGGUGCUGGGCUCCACCGAGUGCGUCCUCCUGGCCGUCAUGUCCUACGACCGCCACGUGGCCGUCUGCCGGCCCCUGCACUACAUGGUGCUCAUGCACCCCCACCUCUGCCUGCAGCUGGUCGCUGUGGCCUGGGGCUGCGGCUUUCUGAAUGCCUUCGUCAUGUGUCCUCAGACCAUGCGGCUCUCACGCUGUGGGCGCCGCAGGGUGGACCACUUUCUCUGUGAGAUGCCGGCUCUCAUCGCCAUGUCCUGUGAGGACACCAUGCUGGUGGAAGCCUGUGCCUUUGCCCUGGGGGUGGCGCUUCUGCUGGUGCCCCUGUCCCUGAUCCUUGUCUCGUACGGCACGAUCACAGCUGCAGUGCUGAGGAUCAGGUCGACCGCGGGGCGCAGGAAGGCCUUCAGCACUUGCUCCUCCCACCUGCUGGUGGUCUCUCUAUUCUAUGGGACCAUCAUCUACAUGUACCUGCAGCCGGCCAACAGCUACUCACAGGACCAGGGCAAGUUCCUCACACUCUUCUACACGGUGGUCACACCCAGCGCCAACCCCCUCAUCUAUACCCUGAGGAACAAGGAUGUGAAGGGGGCAGUGGCCAGGCUCCUGGGCUGGGAGAAGGGGUCUGGGGAAGCUUAA
Marmota monax (woodchuck) is the source of this 945-nucleotide messenger RNA. Its product is annotated as putative olfactory receptor 2W6. Gene Ontology annotation, cellular component: membrane. The transcript has a single exon. The record is from RefSeq and is a predicted model, not a curated record. The coding region runs from base 1 to 945 and encodes 314 amino acids. Gene Ontology annotation, biological process: G protein-coupled receptor signaling pathway. Lineage: Eukaryota; Metazoa; Chordata; Mammalia; Rodentia; Sciuridae. Gene Ontology annotation, molecular function: olfactory receptor activity; G protein-coupled receptor activity.